ACAAAUUAGAAAGAUUUGUGGUUGAAGUCUUUGAUUCUAUUUAAUCUGUAAUUUAAUUACCAAAUGUAACAUGUGCGAUGCGCAGUGCUUCUCAGGAUCUAUAAAGAAUUUAUAAAAGUAAUUAAAUACUUUACUUUUAACUCCGCAUUCGUCAAGGAGUAAAAAUACAACAUGUCGAGAAUUCCGUCUCCAGCCCGAUCCCAGGGCGCGCCAGGAACGCCUAAACAACACAAACCUCGAGGAUCUCGCAGCGUUUGCUCGCCAGCGCGAUCCAACGCAUCCUUGAAGCUCAGUUCAAUUGUAGAACAGUUUAAAGAGGACAAUAUGGAAUCAUUUGCAAUGUCACCUUUAGGAAAAUCGAUGCUUAGUGAUAAUACCGAUAUUGAUAUGCCUAGGCGAAAAAGUUGGUGGAAGAAAGUGGACCAUUCCAGGGACAUCCUUGAGGUCUUAGAUAACCAUCAGCCUUUGGCCACCAAUAAUGUCAUGGAAGAGUUUGAUGUUGAGAUUUUGAGUCAAGAGAAAAAAAACUAUACCUUGGACAUGCCAGAAAGUAGUGACAGUGAAUCCAUCAGUAGCAUUGUAAUUCCACAGAGAAAGCUGUUCACCCAGAAAGAGAACCUACAUCAAAAAAUGUUUGGCCGAGUUUUCGGAGCUGGGACAAGAGAAACUCUAUCACAACAAAAUAAGACCAACAUAGCAGACAAGACUGCCAAUGUAGGCCCAAAAAAAUUAUUUAACCAGGGGCCUAAACGAUCUAAACCUGUAUUUCCUGCCGCAUUACUGAAUAUGUCACCAGAUAAAACAGUUUCUAACAAAACUACAGAAAUGGCAGCAGGACUAAAAGUACCAUCGAGACAUCUGUUUGGCAAUCGCCCUAGUACAAAAAGAAAGAAUAUGUUUGCAGAUUUCGUUGUCUCAGAGAGUGAAGAUGAUAUAUCAGAGGUGCAACCAAAAAUGUUUGCUUUUGCACUCAAUAAGAACCCAGUUAGACACAGCAGAUCUAUGUCUCGUGGAAUUCGAGAACCGUCGCCUACUUCAAGUAUUACCACAACUGACAUAGAAAUGGAUGAUUGGAAUAUGUUGCCCUCGUCUACAAUGGUUGAACAGCAACUGGAAGCUGCUAUGCCUGCUUCUACUCCCAGAAAACGUUCCCGGCUUAGCAAACUGUCUGAAGCAUUAAAGUCUGUUAAUACUAUAUCAACUGCAAUGCAAGAAGUUAACAACCAUCAAGGAAUAGAGGCCGAAGUACGAAAUAACGUAGAAACUAGCCAAAAAGGAAUUAAAACUGCUGAUGUUAGUGACAAAACCAAAGAUGAUGUGGCAAUGGAAGGCUUUUACAAUGAAAAUCAAGAGCAGGUAAUUGAACAUGAUGAUAAGGAAUGUGAAGACAACAGACUUUUACAAAAUGGAAAUGAUAUGGUGAUACCCGAAUACAAAGGCCACGAUGAAGCCCUUAGUCAGCCAGGAAAACGUACCCGGCUUAGCAAACGUUCUGAAGGAUUAAUACCAUUGGAAGAAGCUAAACGUCAUGAGGAAGUUGAGGCUGAGAUAGAAAAGAACAUAAAAGCUAGCCAACAAGAGACAGAAGCUUGUAUUAAUGGCAAGGCUGAAAGUGACUUGGCACUGGAAAGUAAUCACGAAGAAAAUCAGGAGAAAGAAAUUAUACAGGAUAAUAUGUAUAACGAACUUGAACAACAACAAAAACAUAGUAAGGAGAUAUCCCAAAAUAAAAGCAAGGCAAUAGAAUUUGAAGAUGAAUAUCAAGAGACCGAAGGAGACCAGAACGAAAGUAAAAAAGUAGAAGACGAAGAGCAAAAUGAAAACGAAGAUAAUGAAGAUGAAGAAGAAAGUGAAAUCGAGGAAAAUGAAGGCAAAGAACAAAGUGAAAUCGAAGAUAAUGAAGAUGAAGAAGAAAGAGAAAUCGAGGAAAGUGAAGACAAAGACCAAAAUGAAAUCGAAGAAAAUGAAGACGAAGAGCAAAAUAAAACCGAAGAAAAUGAAGACGAAGAGCAAAAUGAAAUCGAAGAAAAUGAACAUGAAGAGCAUAAUGAAAGUCAAGUAGAAGAAAUUUAUGAAGAAGAGGAACAAGUUCGAAAUGAAAGUAUAGAGGUUGAAGAACAGGAAGACGUCGAAGAACAAAAUGAACAUCAAGAAAUGCAAAGGCACGAAGAAGUGGACGAAAGUGAGGACAUUGACAAUCAGGAAAAUGAAGAAAGCGAAGAUAAUGAAGAAGAGCAAAAUGAAAGUCAAGAAGUAGAAGAAAGGUCCGCAACAGAUGAUGAGGUUCAUAAUGAAAGUCAAGAGCUCGAACUACAAGAAGCCGAAGAACACGAAAGCGAGAAUGAAAUCGAACAAGGUGAUAUUAUCGAUGACAGUGAAGAAGCUCAAAUUGAGGAUGCGCAGGAUGAUCAGAAACUAGUAUAUGAAGAUGAUGAUGAGGAGCAAAAAGAUGGAGUGCAAAAUGAUAAAGAUCAAAUCGGAAAUGAAAGCGAAUCGCCAAAUAUGUCUCACGACACGACUGGCAGAAACCGACAAAAACAAAGCAACACGGCAUCUCCUGAAGCCAUCCUUCAUAACAUAACAAAUGAAAUGGAUACGUUUACAGCCAAAGGUCGAAACACUAGCAUUCGAAAAACAAAGAGUAUUUUAAAAAACUUUACUAUCAGACCAAGUCUUGCACCUCUGAAAGACAGUACUGGUUUCAGCGAUGGCACAAAGAAUUCCAGUGCUGAAGGCUCAGGGUGGGACUCUCAUAGAACUACGCGUAGAACGCUUCGACAAACUUUUGGUAAAGAUUUUACUCCAAGAAAAUCACUAAGGGCGUUGGUCAUGGAGAAAUCGGCUAAGCGACAAACACUAAUUGAUGCAGCUAAUGCUAAUUUACAAGAAGCUGAGCCAUCUGUAGAUGAAAGUGACCAUCAAGAUAUGCAAGUAGCCGAAGACCAAAUUGAUUACGAAGAGAAUGCUCAGGAGAUAGAAGAAUCUGCGCACGAAGUCUCCAGACGUACUAGGCAAAUAACACUUGAAAUGUAUUUACAGAAAAUAAAGAAAAAUAACAUGGAAAGAAAGCUUAAAAUUGAAGAACAAGUACGAAAUUCGUUCAAAACCGACCCUCUCAAGGAUAUAAUGAACUUCCGAGUACCAUCGAAACAACGCCGUCCUAACGCAAAACCAUUCAAGUCUCUUAUGACAGCUCCAAAAGUGAAAAGAAUCAGGUCAAAUCUGAUAUCUUUGGAGGAUCUGCCACCAGAACUCAUUGAGGAUAUGAAGUAUAAACCUCCAAAAAGAUUCCGACCUAGCAAUGCGUCUUGGAUAACAAAUCGAUUGUACAAAUUUUUGGAGAGCAAAUUAGAAACUAGGUACGAUUACAAAGCCCGCGUAAGGUCAGAGGCGUUAGUACAAGUGAUAUACAACUUCGUCCGCGAUACCCGCCGCGACCGCAUCGCGCCAUCCCACAUGGUCAACGAGCUGAAGAGAGAGAUGGCACGGCUCGACAUUGUUAAAACCCAUGCCGAUUUCUAUAAUUUCUUCCAUGAAUACUUGCCCAAGGAGGUUAAUCUUAAGGUGAUACCAGACGUUCUGAACGACAUACCACUUCCAAAAGACGGAGUGUUCUCGGAUAUAAUAGUGUCUUAAGAAUUUUACACCCAAAAAAACAAAGAUAUUCACUUUGGGAACUGGACUUUUGGAGUAUAUUCAUUAGACUAUCGGCUACCCAGUUGUUCAGAAAAAGGGCGCUUUCAAAUUGACGCUUAUAGACGCUGCAGUCGCGCCGCCACUACUAAUUUUCAUACAAUAUUUAGAAGCGCAGCUGUAGCGCCGCUGUAGCACACGCGCUCGCCAUUUAAGUGAAGUAAAAAUUACUGAAGUGCUUCUACAAGCGACUAAUUUGAAGGCGCCCUAAAAUCUCAUGUAUUUUUGAACUACGUUAAUAGUGACAAUCUAUAGAAUUUAACAUUUCAUACUGAAUAUAAAGCUGAUUUUCAGAGCGUUCGAGGUCGGAAACAGACGCGAGAUUAGACACACAAUAGACUGUUUAAGUCAAUAAACGAGUCUCGCGCGCGGAUGUCUACAUGUAAUGGUCGAUGCUUUAAUAUAUUGAAUUAGCCAGUUUAUCGUGAGACGAGUUGAGUCCGGGUUAGCGGGUUAGGAUGCCUUCAAAUUAGACGCGAGUGCUUCAGUAAUAUUUAGUUCACUAAUUGUGAUUGCAAAACAGACGCACGUGUGGCACGACAGUGGUGCCACUGCAGUGCUUCUAUAAUAAGAGUAUAAUUUGAAGGCGCCCCUGUGGUUACCGAUUUCUUUCUAAUAUAUAAUACUUUUCUUGUAAUGGCAAUAUGAACAGUGAUGUGAAUAGCCAUUUCAGAGACCAAAAGUAAAUUUCAUCUUUUUAAUAGUAAUUGUAAAGGGACGGCAUUAUUUUCAAACUCUGUCCAAAAGUAGAUAAGUUGUGCUUGUUCUUCUUUACUAAUAUUUUGUUGUAACUGAGUAAAUAUUAUUGUAUGAACUGAUUUUUAUUUUUAUUAUGUUUCGGAAUUGUUCAUUAAUACGUAGAUUAAAUGCUAUG
Messenger RNA from Hyposmocoma kahamanoa, 4567 nucleotides. RefSeq names its product putative leucine-rich repeat-containing protein DDB_G0290503. The coding region runs from base 172 to 3636 and encodes 1154 amino acids. Lineage: Eukaryota; Metazoa; Arthropoda; Insecta; Lepidoptera; Cosmopterigidae. The transcript has 7 exons. The record is from RefSeq and is a predicted model, not a curated record.